Molecule: messenger RNA, 2223 nt
Organism: Camellia sinensis
Lineage: Eukaryota; Viridiplantae; Streptophyta; Magnoliopsida; Ericales; Theaceae
Source: RefSeq, a predicted model, not a curated record
AUGUCUAGGAAGACGGCAAAAGACAUGAGAUGGCAUAGUGAUAAGCGUGUGGAUGAUGGUGUAGGGAGGCAUCCGGCUGAUUGUAAAGAGUGGAAGGAAUUUGAUUUGCAUUAUCCAGAGUUUGCCCAGGAGACUUGCAAUGUUAGGUUGGGCCUAGCCACCGAUGGGUUCAACCCUUUUGGGAACAUGAGCACUUCCUAUAGCAUGUGGCCUGCCAUACUCAUGCCCUAUAACCUCCCACCUUGGAGAUGUAUGAAGGCCCCAUUUUUCAUGAUGUCCUUACUUAUUCCUGGACCUAAUCAACCAGGGACUGAUAUUGAUGUCUACCUAAGGCCAUUGAUUGAUGAGUUGAAGGAGUUAUGGGAGAAUGGCGUGAUGACUUACGAUGCCUCCACUGAACAGACCUUCCGGAUGCAUGCAGCUGUAAUGUGGACCAUAAAUGACUUCCCUGCAUAUGGUGACUUAUCCGGAUGGAGAACUAAACGUUAUUUGUCUUGCCCUCCUUGUAAUGAUAAUCCAUUGUCACGCGGGUUGAUCAGUAAGAUUGGGUGGGUGGGUCAUCGAGCUUACUUGCCUGAUAACCACCUUUGGAGGAAAGACAAGAAGUUUGAUGGUUUAACUGAGCUUAGAAAGAAAUCCUUGGAUUUACCGGUGGAAAAAGUAAUGGCUCAAUUGGAUCAAUUGCGGGAAGUCAAGUUUGGAAAGGAUCCUACCAACAAGAAAAGACCACGAGAGUCUGAAGAAUUGAAUUGGACAAAGAAAAGCAUAAUGUGGGAGCUACCGUAUUGGAAGAAAUUAAACCUCCGACACAAUCUUGAUGUCAUGCACAUUGAGAAGAAUAUUUGUGAAAACUUUUACGGGACGAUGUUGGCCAUAGAUGGGAAAAACAAGGACACGUACAAAGCACGUGAUGAUUUGCAAGAAAUGGGCAUAAGGCAAGAAUUGCAUCUACAGAGGAAAGAUAACGGAUCCGUUGUAAAGCCUCGGGCAGCCUACACAUUGGAUUCUCGACAAAUAGAUGGUUUUUGUGAAUUCUUGAAGUCGAUUAGUUAUCCAGAUGGCUAUGCAGCAAACAUCUCAAGAUGUGUGACUUCUAAAAAUGGAAGAUUAUCAGGCAUGAAAAGCCAUGAUUGUCAUGUCCUGCUUCAGCGACUUCUACCAAUUGGCAUGCGUGGUUUUGUGAACAAGGAGAUCUGUACAACACUAUUUGAGUUGGGCAACUUCUUCCAAGAACUGUGCUCAAAAACAUUAAGGCAAACUGAUUUGGAAAAAAUGGAAGAACGAAUUGUGCUCAUACUUUGCAAGUUGGAGAAAAAUUUUCCUCCAGCUUUCUUUGAUGUGAUGGUCCAUUUGGCUGUUCACUUGCCCCGUGAGGCCAUGUUUGCUGGACCGGUGCAAUAUCGAUGGAUGUACCCGAUUGAAAGGUUUCUCGGGACUUUGAAAGGGUAUAUCAGUAAUAGAGCACGUCCAGAAGGUUCUAUCGCUGAGUUAAAAGGGAUUGAUAAACCUGAACAAAAUGAUGAUGGUGGUGAACGUGGUCCCGCGAUGGAGAUGAAUGAUUUGCGAACGAAAGGGUCACCUAAAGCAACUGACGAAUUGUGGUCAUUAGCAAAUGGUCCUGGAUCAGUAAUAGACUUUUAUUCUGGGUGCAUCUACAAUGGAAUUCGAUUCCAUACUAGAAACUGUGAAAAUCGUCGUACCUGCCAAAAUAGUGGGUUGGUCAUAGAAGGGGACCAUAAUGGGAACCAAAUUAAUUUUUACGGCUACUUGUGCAAAAUAUGGGAAUUGAAAUACUUGCAUGGGGGUACAGUGGUUUUGUUCCAAUGUGAAUGGUAUGACACCGGUCACAAGAAUAGAAUAUACUCCGAUGAACAUGUCACAAGUAUUGAUGUUACAAGACUUUGGUAUAAAGAUGACCAAUUUAUUCUACCUAGUCAAGAUAUACCAGAGCGGGAUGAUGUCUCUAAUGAUGCUUUUCAACAGGAUGAAACCACUGAUGGUGUUGGGGUAGUGAUCCAAGAUAAUGAUGUUCAAUACAGCAGGGGUGAUAUGGAUCCUGAGAUCAUUUUCAAUGAUCAACUAAUGGCAGAGAAUUUAGUUCACAAUGAUGACGAGGACAACACAAUCAUAGAGUAUAAUGAUGAUGAAGAUGAUGAACUGCAUAGACAACCUGAUGUUGAUGUAGAUCCUGAUAUAGAUCUUGAUAUAGAUUAUGAUAUGUAG